AUGGGCAAAUCAAAGCGCCGCAAGCUGCAAGAACGUAAAGAACAUAAUGAGAAAUCAAACAAUGGACGCUCGAAGUUCAACGUCCGAGACGGACCCUCGCGACCGAAACACCAGCAGUCGAAAUCGCAACAGCAUGCCAAACCCGGUACAGACAAAAAGACUACUCCUUCUACGCAAAAGCAACAGCAACACCAAGAACCGAUUAUCCCUUUCGACGCCCUCGAUCGCAUCCUGAUUAUUGGCGACGGCGACCUGAGUUUUAGCAGGAGUCUGGUAGACACACAUGGAUGCGCUGCACUACUAGCCACAACCUACGACACCGAGGCCGAAUUGCUAGAGAAAUACCCACAAGCACAAGAGAAUAAAGAUGCGAUUGAGGCAGAAGAGCAGAGGGUACUACACGGUGUGGAUGCGACGAAGUUAUCGCAGAAAGAAGUCAAGAAACAAGCUGGGGGCUGGGAGAGAGUAUUGUUCAAUUUCCCGCAUGUCGGAGGGAAGAGCACGGAUGUGAAUAGGCAGGUUAGAUAUAAUCAAGAAAUGCUCGUGUCUUUCUUCAAAGCUAUAAAGCCUUUGUUGGCUCCUCAUGGCACUGUCAUUGUUACGCUGUUCGAAGGCGAACCUUACACUCUCUGGAAUAUCCGCGAUCUGGCUCGUCACUCUGGUUUGGAGGUCCAACGUAGUUUCCGCUUCCAGGCUGAUGCUUAUCCGGGAUAUUCUCAUGCGCGUACUCUGGGCAACAUCGAAGGAGGCGGUGGUUGGAAGGGUGAGGAGAGACUGUCAAGAAGCUAUGUAUUCCAGCACAAGGGUGCGGGAGAUGUAGUACAGAAGCAACAGGCCAAGACAAACAAGAGAAAGAAGACGGAGGAGAGCGAUGAUGAAGACAGUGAUGAGGACUGA
Molecule: messenger RNA, 897 nt
Organism: Aureobasidium melanogenum CBS 110374
Lineage: Eukaryota; Fungi; Ascomycota; Dothideomycetes; Dothideales; Saccotheciaceae
Exons: 2
Coding region: 1-897 (298 amino acids)
Biological process (GO): rRNA base methylation
Cellular component (GO): cytoplasm
Molecular function (GO): rRNA (uridine-N3-)-methyltransferase activity
Source: RefSeq, a predicted model, not a curated record